Cyphellophora europaea CBS 101466 is the source of this 1497-nucleotide messenger RNA. RefSeq lists its product as uncharacterized. The transcript has 2 exons. Bases 1 to 1497 code for a protein of 498 amino acids. The record is from RefSeq and is a predicted model, not a curated record. Lineage: Eukaryota; Fungi; Ascomycota; Eurotiomycetes; Chaetothyriales; Cyphellophoraceae.
AUGUCGAAAAAGGCAGGUCCUACAAGCGACGAGCUGCUGGCCCAGUUCGACGACCUCAGCACGCAAGCCACCGCCCGGCCAGCGAAACCCCCCAAGCCCCGUGGAGGCGGGCCUGCAAAGUCUUCACAAACCGAGAACGAUCUUCUCAAAGACCUUGGCGACCUCGCCAAGCCGUCGAGUAGACCGGGCACACCCUCACUCAAGCCCAACGCAGCGUCAGGUGCAAGUCGAUCGCCGGUGCGCACCUCAACAGCCACCCCUCCUCCGGGACGCACGAGCGAAGACAAGGCUGCUGCGCGCAAGUCGGGGGAUAGCGCGAGGUCGACACAGCCGGCGUAUACGCCCGCGACGACUACGACCGAGGAGUCACCUGAGCCCGAGCCGGCGCCUGCCAAGUCGGGAGGGGGCUGGUGGGGAGGUAUCCUCUCAACGGCGACGGCGGCGGUCAGUCAAGCACAGAAAGCGGUGCAGGACAUACAGAAAAACGAGGAUGCACAGAAGUACCUGGAGCAGGUCAAGGGAAAUGUUGGUGUGAUUCGUGGAUUCGGUGGUGAUCUCAGGUCGAUUGCGAUGCCAACUUUCCAGAACAUCCUUCAAACCAUCGCUCCGCCCAUCUCGCAGCACGAACGAUUGCAAAUUCACAUUACGCACGACCUGACCAACUAUCCGACCCUCGAUCCCCUCAUCUACCAAGUCUUCUCUCGUGUCAUGUCGCAGGUGGAAGGCGGCGACUUGAUGGUUGUGCAGAAAGGCCAAGAAGCGACCGCCAGACGCGGGUCCUCAGAGCGGCCAAAAGAUUUCGGAUCAUGGCAUGAUGGGCCGUGGUGGCGCAGCGGAGAGCAGAGGAGCAUCAGCGCUGUAAAGGGCGUUGUGGAGGGCAGCAAGCUCGCGCGCGCCUCCGCUGAAUCCUAUGCCGCUGAGCACAUGGCCGGUCGAGGAGGUGUGGAAGAGGUGGCCAAGAAGGCGGCUGAGACACUCAGCACGAGCAACCCGACCCGGGACUCGGAGAUCUUUCUCGCCAUCCAGGCCAUCGCUCAGACGACUCCUGAGGGCGUGUUCGCAGGCGGGCCCACGAAUGAGAAGGAGUCACAGGUUGGAGAGUCGCCGGACGCAAAGGCAACAGAGGAGAUUUUGUUCGCCAUCUACCUGCACGACCCCGUGCAUGGCAUUGCGUUCCAGGCUCUGUCGCAGGCAGUGCCUGCACAAUGGCUCGAGUGGCUGGAUGCGCCCAGUGGUGGCGAGGGCACGCUGCCCGAGUCUAUCGAGGAGAUCAUGAGCAGUGGCGGCGUCGACCCCCGAGAAUGGGUCAGCGAGUGGAUCGAGGAGACGUUGAGUCUGGUGAUUGGCGUCGUGGCGCAGCGGUAUGUGGCAAGGCGAAUGGGUGUUGGCGAGGGCGGCGCGAGGAAGGGCAAAGAGGUCCUCAAAGCCGGCCCAGGGCAGGAGGACAUCGUCAACGCUGGCGGCGGCGAAGCGUCAAGGGCGCUGGGCGGUAUGUGA